Messenger RNA from Aphidius gifuensis, 3966 nucleotides. Its product is annotated as NPC intracellular cholesterol transporter 1 homolog 1b-like. The coding region runs from base 154 to 3894 and encodes 1246 amino acids. The record is from RefSeq and is a predicted model, not a curated record. Gene Ontology annotation, molecular function: lipid carrier activity. Gene Ontology annotation, cellular component: membrane. NCBI's taxonomy places the organism in Eukaryota, Metazoa, Arthropoda, Insecta, Hymenoptera, Braconidae. The transcript is spliced from 19 exons.
GUAAUUUAUCGAUGAGAGUUUGUAAAAUAAAAUAAAAAAAAUUAUUUUAUAAAUAAUCAAUUGUGACAAUUAAUUUGUAUCGAGAAUAUAUAAUUUUUUUUUCUUUAAAAGAUUUAAUUAAAAUUAAAUUGUUUUUAAAAUAUUGUAGUUAAAAUGAACGUGUAUAUUGGAUAUUAUUUUUUAUUAGUAUUUACAAGUGUGCCAGUAUUGUCGAGUGAUUAUCAUUGUGUUUGGUAUGGUGAAUGUCAUGUCUCAGAUGAUGGCCUCAAGCAAAAUUGUCCAACAUCAAAUUCAGCACAAUUAAUUAAUGAUAAUUCAGCUGAAGCUAUUUUACGUAAAAGAUGUCCACAUUUAUUUAUGGAAACAGAUCAUCCAUUGACUUGUUGCAAUGCUGAUAAUAUUAACACAAUGGACACAAGUUUGAGAAUGGCUGAUUCAAUUUUUGGUCGUUGUACAACGUGUAUUAAAAAUAUGAUACGGGGAAUUUGUGAUUUUACAUGCGCACAUGAUCAAAGUCGAUUUAUGGAAGCAGUCAAUAUAAUAUAUGAUACAGAAAUUAAAAAAUAUUAUAUUGAUGAAGUUAAUGUUUUUAUAAGUUAUGAAUAUGUUAAUUCAACAUUUGAAUCAUGUAGCAAGGUCGUUCAUCCAAUGAGUGGAUAUUUAGCAAUGGAAAUUGGCUGUGGUGAACAUGCAAAGUGUAAUCCAAAAUUAUGGUACGAGUAUUUGGGUGAUGUAAAUAAUAAUCCACUUGUUCCAUUUCAAAUGAAUUAUGUCUAUGAAUCCAACAACACAAAUAAUCUUGUUGAGCCAUUAAAUCCACCGACAAAAUUAUGUAGUGAGGCUUAUGAUAAUUCAUCAACACGUUGUAGUUGCAUUGAUUGUCCAUCAUCUUGCCCAUUUGCUGAAUGGAAAAUCCAAGAUGAAUUUUUUACAAUAUUUAAUUUCAAUGGUUAUGGAAUUUUAUUGGGAUGUUUCGUGAUUAUUUCCAGUUUUAUAUUUUCAAUUAUUUACAUAUAUCUUCGAAAAUGUUUGCCAAGUGACAGAAUUGACUCAGGACAAAAUUGCAAUAAUUGUAGUAUUUUAUUUAAUAAGUUGCUUCAAGAUUUUUUCAGGACAUGGGGACACUUUUUUGCUUCACAUCCAGUUCCGAUAUUAUGCAUUCUUUUUGUAAUUAUUUUGGCUUUAAGUUAUGGGAUAUUUUUGCUCAAAGUAACCGUAAGCCCCAUUGAAAUAUGGUCAUCACCUGACUCAAGAUCUCGAAUGGAAAAAGAAUAUUUUGACAAUAAAUUUACGCCAUUUUAUCGAGUAGAACAAAUUUACAUCAAAGCUGUUGGUCUUGAAAAUAUAAAACAUGAAACUCCAGAUAAAGCUCUCACAUUUGGUCCAGUUUUUCAAAAAAAAUUUUUGUUAGAAGUUUAUAAAUUACAGCAACAAAUUUUUCAGAUUGGUAAUGAAACUGAUGAAGGAUUAGAUAAAAUUUGUUAUGCUCCAGUACAAAGUGAUUUUACUGGACCAGUCACAAUUGACCUGUGCACAGUUCAAAGUAUUUGGGGAUAUUUUCAAAAUGACAUUGAUACAUUUAAUGAAACAGAAGAAAUUGAUGGAUACGAAAUUAAUUAUUUAAAUCACAUUUACAAAUGCUUACAAAAUCCAUAUAAUCCAUUAUGUCUUGCUCCAUACAAAGGACCAAUAAUACCAGAUAUUGCUUUCGGAGGAUUUUUAAAUGACAGUAAAAAAUUACAUGACACAUUUGAUAUAAUAAAUUCAACUGGACUAGUAAUGACAUUUAUGGUAAAAAAUACUGCCAAUGAAAUUGAAUUAAAACGUAUUCUUGAAUGGGAAAAAAAAUAUCUUAAUUUUAUGAAAAAUUGGAAUGAUAAUGAACGUCCAAAUUUUAUGGAAAUAGCAUAUAGUGCUGAAAGAUCAAUUGAGGAUGAAUUAGAUAGAACAUCUAGAGCUGAAUUUUCGACAAUUAUCAUAAGUUAUGGUUUGAUGUUUCUAUGGAUUAUUUUGUCUCUUGGAUCAUUUCAAUUUUCACCAAAGUGUUCGAUAACGUCACGUGUAUUUUUGAGUGUAAGUGGAAUUUUGGUAGUUGCAAGUUCAGUUGCAUGUACAUUUGGAAUAUUUGGCUAUAUUGGAACUUCAACAACUCUACUGACAAUUGAGGUCAUACCAUUUUUGAUACUUUCUAUUGGUAUUGAUGAUAUUUUUAUUCUUGUUCAAACACAUCAAAGGAAUAUAGCUAAACCUGAAGAAACUGUAUCACAACAUUUGGGAAGAAUAUUGGCUUUGGUUGGACCAUCAUUACUAUUGACAAGUUUAUCUGAAGGUCUUUGUUUUCUUAUUGGUACAUUGUCAUCAAUGCCAGCUGUAAAAACAUUUGCAUUAUUUUCAUCAGUUGCUGUGUUUAUCAAAUUUUUUUUACAAAUCACAGCAUUUAUUUGUUUUUUAUCUCUAGAUACUCAAAGAUACAAAAAUGGACGUUGUGAUAUAUUUUGUUGCUUCAAAGUGGCAAAAAAAAGAAAUGCUAAAGUAAAUUAUGGAUUUAUUAGUAAAAUAUUUACUAAAUUUUAUACUCCAUUGUUGAUGAAAAAAUCUAUUGGGAUUUGUGUUUUAAUAUUCUUUGUUGGUGUUACAUCUUUAAAUGGAUUUAUUGGAGCAAACGUUAAGCUUGGUCUGGAUCAAAAGCUAUCAAUGCCUCGAGAUUCUUAUGUUCAUAAAUAUUUUGAGUACAUGCAAGAUUUGUUGUCAAUGGGACCACCAGUAUAUUUUGUGGUAACAGGUGGUCUCAAUUACAGUGAUACUAAAGUACAGAAUGCAAUUUGUGGAGGACAAAAGUGUAAUUCUGAUUCAUUAUAUACUCAAAUAUUUACAGCAUCAAAACAAUCAACAAUUUCUUUCAUUGCCAAGCCAGCAUCAUCUUGGAUUGACGAUUACUUUGAUUGGAUAACGAUAGACGGUUGUUGUUUGCAGUUUCAAAGUAAUUCAUCAUUUUGUCCCCAUGACAGAACUUCUGAAUGUGAACAGUGUCCUGUCACCAAAAACAAUUUUGGACUACGGCCAAAUGCUGAUGAUUUUCGAAAAUAUAUUGGUUACUUUUUGAUGGAUGUACCAGAUGAAAGUUGCAGUAAAAGUGGUCGAGCAGCAUACCUUGAUGCAAUGACAUAUACCUACGAUGAUCAUGACAAUGAUGGUGGUGGUGAUAGAAUAAAUAUUCAGGAUUCAUAUUUCAUGACAUAUCACACACCAUUGAAAAAUGAUGCUGACUGGUACAAUGCUCUAGAGGCAGCACGAGUUGUUGCUUCCAAUAUUUCAAUCAUGAUCAAUCAAGCCAACAUUACUGAAAAAGAAAUCAAAGUUUUUCCAUACAGUGUUUUUUAUGUAUUUUAUGAACAGUAUUUAACAAUUUGGAGAGAAACUUUAAAGUCUCUUGGUUUAUCACUUGUUAUUGUUUUUAUUGUUACAUUUUUAUUUACUGGUUUAUCAUUAUUUUCUGCAACUGUUGUUCUUGUUACUGAGACAAUGAUUAUUAUCAACAUGCUUGGAUUUAUGUACUGGUGGAAUAUUUCUUUGAAUGCAGUGUCUCUAGUUAAUCUUGUCAUGACUGUUGGUAUAUCUGUUGAAUUUUGCAGUCAUAUUGUAAGAUUGUAUUUAGUUUCAAUUAAAUUUUCAAGAAUUAGUAAAGCAUCUGAUGCAUUAUCAACGAUGGGAAGUCCUGUUUUCUCUGGAAUUACUAUGACGAAAUUUGUGGGAAUAACAGUGCUUGCAUUUGCAAAAACCCAAAUUAUUCAAGUAUUUUUUUUUCGAAUGUAUCUUGGUAUUGUUAUCAUUGGUGCAUCACAUGGUCUUAUAUUUCUACCAGUCCUAUUGAGAUUUAUUGGUCCAGAAGUUUAAAUAUUUAUUAUCUAAUAAACAAAAAAAUAAUUUUCAAUUAAUUGCUAUGUAAAUGAAAGGAGAUUGAAGGAA